Chelmon rostratus (copperband butterflyfish) is the source of this 5073-nucleotide messenger RNA. It is a transcript of the gene gan, whose product is annotated as gigaxonin. Lineage: Eukaryota; Metazoa; Chordata; Actinopteri; Chaetodontiformes; Chaetodontidae. The record is from RefSeq and is a predicted model, not a curated record. Gene Ontology annotation, molecular function: protein binding. The transcript has 13 exons. Bases 121 to 1929 code for a protein of 602 amino acids. Gene Ontology annotation, biological process: cytoskeleton organization.
AGUACAUGUCUUCACGCUCGCAUACAAAAUUCUGGCACGGAGUGAUCCAUGUUGUCUUAAAUGUAGUUAGGUUAAUCCCGAGCACACAAGAAAGAAAAACGUCUUAAGCGAAGCGCAGACAUGCCCCUCUCUGAGCGUGAUCCCAGCUCGAAGGUCUCGGACCCCCAACACUCCCAGAAGCUGCUCAGGGUCCUUCGCGUCUUCUGGCAGGAGCAAAGUUUCCACGAUGCGCUGCUGGUGGUCGACGGAGAGGAGCUCCCCGUCCAGAAAAACAUCCUGGCUGCCGCUAGCCCCUACAUCAGGACCAAGCUGAACUACAAUCCUCCAAAGCAAGAUGGGUCCACAUACAGGAUUGAGCUGCAGGGGAUCUCCAUGGCCAUCAUGAAGCAGAUCCUGGACUACAUCUUCAGCGGUGAAAUCACUUUGAGUGAAGAGACCAUCCAGGACAUGGUGCAGGCAUCUGACCUGCUCCUCAUGACAGACCUCAAGUCCCUGUGCUGCCAGUUCUUAGAGAGCUGCAUCACCGCGGAGAACUGCAUCGGCAUCCGGCUCUUCUCUCUGCACUACUGCCUUUACCACGUCCACUUCGCCGCCACUGAGUUCCUGCAGACGCAUUUUGCCGAUGUGGCGCUCUCUGAGGAAUUCAGGGAGCUGCCCCCAGAUCGGCUCUGCGAGGUGCUGGCCAUGGAGAAGCUGAACGUGGGCAACGAAAAGCACGUGCUGGGGGCUGUGGUGCGAUGGUUCGCACAUGACCCAGAGGAUCGCAGGGUCCACAUGAAGGAAGUGAUGUCUGCUGUGUGGCUGCACGGCCUGGACGUCAGCUACCUGAGAGAGCAGGCCAUGGGGGAGCCGCUGAUGAGGGAGGUGAUCAGAGAGCACUGUCAGGCAGUGCUGGGGCAGGGUCAGCUGCAUGGCGAGGAUAUGCUCGCUGCCUUCAAACCCAGAGGUUACUCCGAGUGUAUAGUUGUCGCCGGAGGAGAGGAUCGCAAAAGCAGGAAGGCGACUGCUGUGACGCGCUGCAUGUGUCCACUCUACGACACCAACAGGCAGGGCUGGAUCGAGCUGCAGCCAAUGAGCGUAGCCCGCCUCGGCCACGGGGUGGUCGCUGCUGAGGGUUUCCUGUUUGUGUUGGGCGGAACAGACGAACACAACACAGUCCUGGACAGUGGAGAGAAAUAUGACCCAGACUCCAACACCUGGAGCCCCAUACCGCCAAUGCUGCAGGUUCGCCAGAACUUCGGUGUGGUGGAGCUGGACGGUCUGAUCUACGUCCUCGGGGGAGAGAACAAAGAAACGGAGCUGGUCACUGUUGAGGUGUUUGACCCUCACUUCAGUACCUGGAAAAUGCAGACCAGUAUGACCAUGAUCCGCAAGGUCGGCUGCUAUGCCUCCAUGAAUAAGAAGAUCUAUGCCAUGGGUGGCGGCUCCUACGGGAAGCUGUUCGACUCUGUCGAAUGCUUUGACCCCAAAACCCAACAGUGGACGGGCCUCUGUCCUCUGAAAGAGAGAAGGUUUGGUUCGGUGGCGUGCGGCGUUGGCGAGGAGCUCUACGUGUUCGGCGGAGUUAGAAGCCAAGAGCACGACAACCCCGAGCAACGACACAUGAUGACCUGCAAGUCUGAGUUCUACCAUGAUGAGAUGAGGAGGUGGAUGUUCCUGGAUGACCAGAACCUGUGUAUCCAGACCAGCUCGUCCUUCGUUUACGGUGCUGUGCCCAUUGGAGCCAGCAUCUAUGUGGUGGGAGACCUGGACACAGGUACAAGCUUCGACUACAUCCGGGAGUUUCGCCGCAGCACCGGGACGUGGCAUCGCACCAAGCCCAUGUUAGCCAGCGACCUCUCCAAAACAGCCUGCGCCGCCCUGCGCAUCGCCAACUGUCGACUGUUCCGCCUUCAGCUGAGCCAGGGCAUGUUCCGAAUCAGAGUCUGACUCCACGUGUGCACGCUGGCGCUUUCUACCUGCUGCAGGUCUGGGUGUAGGGAUUUUAUGAGCACUAAAAUAAUAUAGUCGCUAGAUGUUGAGAAUUGUGAUUCUCCGUUCACGGGUCUGUACUCGGGGACCCUUCUCCUGUAUGACUUGACGAGACAAAAGCUCAUCUAAAACACAUUUUUAACAUAGGUUUUAUGGAUUUUUUUUAUAAUUCUAAAUAUUUUUUUCUUUUUAACAUGGGAUUUGAUCGGGUUGUGCUUUUUGUUUUAAUGGACAUUCCUCAUUUCUGAUGUUUACUGGAGAUCUGUGGGUUGGUGAGGGAUUUAAACUGACAAAUAACUACCACACUGUCGCAAGAGGGAGACGAUACUGAGUUUAAAAGUCUGCAACAGCUGCAGUGGGGAUCAAGGGAAGAAAAUCUUUCAGUUAUCUAAAUCGUCAGUGGGAAGUGAUACUUUGCCGUCAGCCCCUUAGACGCAUGAUGACGUAUUGCAGCAGUCGCAGACACCUUCCCACCUUUCUCUGCUGUUACUGGCCUCCAUAUAGAUUACAAUGCCAUGCAACCACAACACAAGGCUUUCUGAGUAAUGUCCUCUACAUGCUGUACAGUAACAAUAAUCUUAUGGAUUCACUGCAUGUCACGGUAAAACCUGCCUGUCGCACCUGUGUCAGACGAUACAGUAUCAGUGCUGGGACCUGUCAGACUGCGAUGAAUGCCUGAAGAAUCGUGAUGCUACGAUGUAAAUAGCAUAUAUACUAUCUGUGCCACUGUCUAGUUCUGAAAUGCAGCAAAGCAAAACAACCAAGCUGUGGGCAUAGUGCGGGUACUGUCUUUGUUUUUUAUUUGUAGCUUUAUUCAAAAAGUGGCACUGACAAAAUCACGUCAGCCAGUGUGUUCUGUGUUACGUCAUUUUGAGUUCUGGUAGGUGUGUAGACGUGUGUUGUAGCAGCAGUCACAUUGUACGUAUUUGGUCCCAGAUUUUUAAAACUCUGUAGUUUUGAUGCAGAUUUUUCAGACAGUCCUACCAAGACAAACGUGGCAAAAUAGCAUUCAGCUGCAUCCAAAUGACAGAGCCCCCCAGUCGCUGUAGAAAUCAUGUCUGUUGUCCAUCAGAUGCAAGGGGGGAAGUCAUGUGGGGUUUUUAUAGAGCCAUAAAGUCUGCAGAGGGAGGAGGACGUCUGACUUCAACAUGGGCGACUGUGGGAGACCAUUUUCUAGUGACAGUCAACGUUUCUUUUAACCAUUUCCCAACAUUAACCAAGGAAUUAUUGUUUUAACCAUUACGAUGAAUAAUGAAGCAGUAUUUUUAACCUCAACUUUGAUCUUUUCCUUGUUUGCACAAGUUGUUUUCGUGCCUAAACUUUAACUAUCAGAUCAGGAAACGGUUCUGAAGGCACAGACAAAUGACGUCGUCCUGCUGGUAAGGGCAUCGAAUCAGAUACGCUUAUGUGUUGUUCUGAAUGGCGGUCACAAACGACAUAUAUAGUUAUUUAAUUUAGAGAACUUGUUGGCUGUCUUUGGUUGCCAAAGCUCUAAAUUAGCCAUCGGUAGGCAAUGUUUCACCACAUUUUUGUCACCAUUGUCACUUUUUUUCUGGACAUCUCAAAAUCACACAGUGCGUAAGGACCUUUAGUGCCGUAAUCGUCGCUGGACACCUCUUGUUCUUUCGGCCUACAGAUGCUGUGCAGCGAAUGAAUCACGGACCGUGUAGAAAUCACUAACUGACGUAGUAGAUGAUCAAAGAAAUCACAAACUACUCCCAGAAUGCAUUGCAUUAACUGUACGUUUGCACCUUAGAGCACAAGCGCUUUACUUAGUCAGUUUGCAUCUCUGAGCGAGCCGUGUGGGCCCAGCCUGCUCAGAAACAGAUGUCGCUGCGAGUGACACUCGAGAGUUGCUGGACGUGUUACUGCCUUCGCGACCUCUGACCUGGCUUUCCACUCAGCACAGUUUUGGCAUCCCUUUGACCCCAUUUGUUCUGUGUGAGUUACGGCUGCUGCUGCUGCUGCUGCUGCUGCUGCUGUCUGUCCACAGCCCAGGGGCAGCACAUACAAAGCAGACACACACACUCAGUGGAGCUCAUGUGGUGUUGAUACAAUCACACCUCUCAUAACAUCCAGAAGGCAACACACCUCAUGCACAUCAGAGACGCUUGAGGCCUGGGUGAGGCCUCUCAAACUAUGAUGAGUGCAAAGCAGUCUUAGAAUUAAGUAAUCGUGUGAUAAUCCUGUGACAAUUAUGUGCGCAUGAGUGGAAAAGUGAGAAAGCUGUUGCGUUAUAAUCAGCUGUAAUCAGUGUAGCCUAUCACCUCUGUCAUAAUCGCGUAGGCGAAACAGUUUUUUUAAAUAUGUAAACACAUAAUUUACGAUCGAAAUCGAAAAAAAACCCGCCACCAAAAUUCAAAGCACAUGAUUCUCUAACUCACACUGAGAGAGGCGGCGUCCUGUUGCACCAGCUGAAGCUCAGUUUGAUCCUCGUCCUCAGCAUUACUUGAACACACACCGAACUACGUAGUUUAUAGUAAACUUGCCGCUUUAUUUACUUGGCCACCAUUUCUACUUAGCCUACGACUUCACUGAGUCACCCGUGAUCAGAAUGUUGUUGUGGAGCGUGACGUUGAAAUGAAAGGAUCAGUCUUGCUGCUGCAUCACACCCCAGUUGAAACAUACAUGUCAGAUAAACAAACCCUUCUCGUACAGAAUAUUGACACCAAUAAGACACGCCAGCUGAAAAAGGAUUUCCUGGAGCUCUUCAAAGCAGCACGACCGGUCUGUUGUAUCCUGAAUGACAGCAUUGUGCCUCAUAUUUUUGCGUAGACACGUAACAUUCCGUAGUGUCUCAUCAUUUACAGUAUAUACAUGACGUUUCUGAGCUGCUCUCUAUCCACAACACUUGUUCUCACUUGUUAACACCUCAUGACUGUGUUGUGAUACACUGGAACACCCUGUAAGUGGAAAUAAUAGCCGUCUAAACUGAAAAUAGUCUAGCUCUAACCAAAGUCGUGUUGUGAAAGAUGGGGAGUGAAACUGCUGUUUCAGUUUGUACUUUUGUAACUGAUGCAUGCGGAAGUUUUGUAAGAUGUUGCCUAUGAGUGUCAUUCAUUUACGUCAAAGGAAUUAAAACACCAAAGUGGUCAAUGGUAA